GUCAUCAAGUCCAGCGGACAAACUUCGUCGGAAAACUGCCCUUCUCUCCCCAAUUCAGCCGAGAGCAGAGCUGCUGUUGUUUUUGCCGUUCUUAUCGGUUCUAAGGGAGUGUUUCCAAGAGAUUCAAGUCUCCCUCAAAGUGGACAUUCGAUCAAAAUGGAGGAUAAAACUGAGGUUGAAAUUGAUGACUCUCUUUACAGUCGUCAGCGAUACAUGCUUGGUGAUGGAGCAAUGAUCAAAAUGGCCCAGUCAAAUGUGCUUUUGAGUGGUCUUGGAGGAUUAGGGAUAGAAAUAGCUAAAAGUGUUGUCCUUGCUGGAAUUAAGUCUAUCACCUUACAUGACACCAAGCUAGCCACUUAUCAUGAUCUGGCAAGCCAAUUUUUUUUGAGAGAAGAGGAUAUCAAGGAGAAGAAAAACAGAGCAGAGGCCAGUGCCCCGAGGUUAGCUGAGCUGAACCCCUAUGUGAAUAUUCAGACGUCUACUUCAGCAAUUAGUGAUGGCGACUUUGCAUUCUUAGCUCACUUUCAGUGCGUGAUUCUCACAGAGGCUCCACUUAGUCUUCAACUCGGAAUAGACAAAUUCUGCCGCUCACAGAAGCCACCCAUUAAGUUUAUUGGUGCUGGUGUGCAGGGGGUGUUUAGCUGGGCAUUCUGUGACUUUGGACCUGACUUUGAGGUUGUGGAUUCCACAGGAGAAGAACCAAAAGAAUUUUUCAUUUGGAAAAUUACUAAGGCAAAUCCUGGUGUGGUGACAACAUUAGAUAAUCGUAUGCAUGGAUUACAAACUGGUGACAAAGUCUCAUUCAAGGAAAUAGUUGGAAUGGCAGUUCUCAACGGCUCAGAACAUACAGUCAAAGUGCUGUCUCCAUAUGCAUUCAGCAUCUGUGACACUACUGGACCUGAAUACGAAGAUUAUCAGUAUGGUGGAAUUGGAAGACAAGUCAAAACCUCCUCUACUUUCAUGAAAUUUGAGUCCCUUGAAACACAGCUUAGUAAGCCAGAUAUUCUUACUGCAGAUCUCAGCAAGAUGGAGAUUCCGUUACAUCUACAUCAUGGGAUACAUGCCUUACAUUUGUUUCAAGAACAAGAAGGAAGAUUUCCCGAAGUUAGGAGUAGCAGGGAUGCAGAGAAAUUAUAUGAGAUAGCAAAAGUUUUGAACGAGAAAGCAGCUACCAAGGUGGACAAUCUUGAUGAAAAGCUACUCACACAGUUGGCAUACACGUGUCGAGGCUGUUUUUCCCCUUUAACGGCUUCUCUGGGUGGAAUUGUAGGCCAAGAAGUGUUGAAAGCUUUGACUGGAAAGUACACUCCUUUAAAGCAGUGGCUUUAUAUUGAUGCCACAGAAAUGUUAAAGGGACAGGAGAAAUUAGACAAAACCUCGUUCCUCCCAAGGCAAGAUCGUUAUGAUUCUCUUCGAAUUUGUACUGGAGAGGAACUGCUGAAUAAACUGUCUAAUUUGAGACUCUUUAUGGUUGGAUGUGGUGCUAUAGGAUGUGAACUGUUGAAGAACUUCGCUCUUUUAGGUAUUGGCGGGAGUCGCAGUGGACUGAUGACUAUCACGGACAACGACCUCAUUGAAAAGUCAAAUUUAAAUCGUCAAUUCUUAUUCCGACCUUAUCACAUCCAGCAAGUGGCCAACCAUGGUAACUCUUUGAAAACAUUUUCUUGCACUUGGCAACAAUAUCGUGUCUUUUUUGUUGCAGUUUGUCCGGAAACGGAAGAAACGUUGUACACUGAUCAGUUCUUUGAAUCUCAGGACCUCGUUGUUAAUGCAUUGGACAAUGUGGAGGCCAGGCGGUACAUGGAUUGUCGAUGUGUCAGUACCCAACGAGCUCUUCUUGAGUCGGGAACAAUGGGACCCAAAGGUCAUGUACAGGUGAUAGUUCCUCAUCUCACGGAGUCGUAUGCCAGUCAGCGAGAUCCUCCAGAGGAGGAAGUUCCCCAUUGUACACUCAAGUCAUUCCCAGCAGUCAUUGAACACACCAUACAAUGGGCCAGAGAUAAGACUCUUCAAUCUGGAGACGAACCUGAAAGUGUUUACCGAGUUGUAAAAAUGUUAAAACAACGACCUGCCAAUUGGGCGGAGUGCGUUGCCCGUAGUAGAAUAGAAUUUGAGAAAUACUACAACCACAAGGCCAAACAGUUACUCCAUGCAUUUCCACUAGACACGAGAGUCAAGGAUGGUUCCCUUUUCUGGCAGAGCCCGAAGAGACCGCCAAUGCCGCAACAAUUCGACACCAGGAAUGAAUUGCACAUGCUUUUUGUAAGAAGCAGCAGUAAACUACACGCAGACACAUGCGGAAUCAAGUACACCCCAGAGGAUUUAAGUGACACUCGUAUUGUUGAAGUACUCUGCGAUGUCAAAGUUCCAGAAUUUAGGCCAAGCUCAAAGGAAAUUGAAACAGACGAAACAGCAUCGAAGCCAGGCGAGUCUUCUAAUGCGUCUUCUAGUGACACGGAUAAAUUAAUAGCAGAUAUCAGAGAGAUAAUGGCAAAGGGAAUUCAGUCAAGCAACGGUAGGAAAUGGUAUACCUAUUACCUUACCCAUGCCAACUCGUCGUUUGUUGGGUGUGGAGAAAACGGGAAUCAUUUUCCGCCUUGUUUGUUUAUCUGUUGUUCUCUUGUUUGCUGUUUUUGUUUUUCUUUAAGUUCGAUAAUUGUAUCAAGAGACCUGUUGUAUAUAUCACGAUACCUCUUAUUAGAUGUGCAUUUCGUUGUUGCCACUAUCAUUCGCGGUAUUAAUUUUUCUUCUUUUUUUUGUCGAGAUGUGCUGCCAAUGUUUCCUCAAGAAUUUGAAAAAGACGAUGAUUCGAACGGUCACAUUGACUUUAUCACGUCAGCUUCGAACCUUCGCGCUACCAUGUAUAGCAUAGAAACUGCUGACAGGUUGAAAACCAAGAAGAUUGCUGGCAAAAUAGUUCCUGCUAUAGCUACCACUACUGCUGCCGUAGCUGGCUUGGUCACUAUCGAGCUCGUCAAGGUUGUUAUGAAGAGUCCCGCCGAAGAAUUCAAAAACUGCUUCAUGAACCUUGCACUUCCUUAUGUCAUUUUCUCGCAACCAGGCCCCCCAGAGGUCACGGUCAUCAGGGAAGGUUUGUCGUUUUCAAACUGGGACAAGUGGGUGGUCCAAGGGACACAAGAGUUCAAACUUAAAGACUUCGUGAAAUAUUUCAAGGAUAAGUACGGAUUCGUUGUGUCCAUUGUUGUACACGGCGUAAAGAUUGUUUAUGUGCCGUUGUUACCGGGACACUCUAAACGACUAGAACAAAAAAUGACCAAAUUGAUAAAGGCACCCAACAAAGCAUACGUGGACCUCACGGUUUCGUUUGAGGGUGACGGCGAUGAUGAUCUACCCGGGCCCCCUGUGAGGUACUAUUUUGGUCCCUAAAACAGGGCCCUUAGAAUUCAACAUUUGGAAACCUGAUACAAUAACCCUGGAGCGGAUUGUAAAGUCCACUACUGAACCUCUUCAAGUAGUCACAAUAUAUUUCAAGUGAUAUUACCAGUUUCAAAUUUUUGACAGGAGGAAUUGAAGCACUCGUGUCCGGAUUUGAAUUUUGUUACUCAUUCGGUUAAUAUCUGUGGACUGAUAUAGAGGCACGAUAUUUCAAUAAAUGAUUUUAGAAUGUGAAGAAUUUAAGUAUUAUAUAACGCCAUGUUACUGACAGGUAGAUGAAAGAUUUCUCGUAAUGUCAAAAACUUUUUCUCUUACAACCUUAAAUCCUGUUUUGUAUCUUU
This is a messenger RNA of Stylophora pistillata, 3737 nucleotides long. RefSeq names its product ubiquitin-like modifier-activating enzyme 6. Lineage: Eukaryota; Metazoa; Cnidaria; Anthozoa; Scleractinia; Pocilloporidae. Gene Ontology annotation, cellular component: cytoplasm; SUMO activating enzyme complex. The record is from RefSeq and is a predicted model, not a curated record. Gene Ontology annotation, biological process: protein sumoylation. Gene Ontology annotation, molecular function: SUMO activating enzyme activity.